Molecule: messenger RNA, 2400 nt
Organism: Thyridium curvatum
Lineage: Eukaryota; Fungi; Ascomycota; Sordariomycetes; Thyridiales; Thyridiaceae
Exons: 4
Coding region: 1-2400 (799 amino acids)
Biological process (GO): transmembrane transport
Molecular function (GO): oligopeptide transmembrane transporter activity
Source: RefSeq, a predicted model, not a curated record
AUGAAGGACCAACACGAGACAGCCAUCUCGCCCGCAGCCAGCGACGACCUGCGGGUCGAGAGCACGAGCUCCCAGGAGCUGCGGGAGCAGAUCGAAAGGGCCACCCACGACCUCGAGAAGAUCGAGAAGGCCCACCAGUGGGACCCGAACCUGCCCCAAGAGAAGAUGGACUUGGUCCGCAAGGCCAUCAAGGAUGGAGAUGUUGGCGAGAUCCUUGCCGCCGACGAGUUGUUCUCCGAGGACUCGCCGUACGAGUCUGUCCGUGCCGCUGUCCGCAACACCGACGGCGGCGAGGUCGCCAACACGGUCCGCGCAUGGGUGUUGGGUAUGAUCUUUGUGACCAUCGGGUCGGGAUUGAACAUGUUUCUGAGUAUGAGGAGCCCGGCGAUCAACUUCCCAGGCAUCGUGAUCCAGCUGCUUGUCUACCCCUUUGGAUGUCUGUGGGCCAAAGUGAUGCCAACCCGGGUCUACACCACCUUCGGGGUCCAGUGGACCUUAAACACCGGUCCCUUCACCAUCAAGGAGCACGCUGUCGUCACACUCAUGUCCAAUGUGUGCAUCAGCUACGCCUACGCUACGGACGCUCUGCUGGCGCUGGCGGGAAAGCCGUUCUACAACGUCGAUAUGGGCUGGGGCUUCCAGCUAUUGUUCACGCUCAGUUCCCAACUCAUCGGUAUCGCCCUGGCCGGAAUGUUCCGCCGCUUCCUAGUCUGGCCGGCCGCUAUGAUCUGGCCUGGCCAGUUCGCAAUCACCUCGCUCUUCUAUGCGCUGCACGACAAGAGCAAGAGCGAUGGGUCAACGUCCAAUGGUUGGACGAUCAGUCGGUACCGCUGGUUUGUUUACGUGAUGUGUGGCAUGUUCAUUUACUACUGGAUCCCAGGCGUGCUCUGGCAAGGCCUAUCGGUCUUUGCGUUUGUCACAUGGAUCAAGCCCAACAACGUCGUUAUCAACCAGCUCUUUGGCGGCUUCACUGGCCUGUCGCUUAUACCGAUUACCUUUGACUGGACAUAUGUCUCUGCGUAUCUUCAGGAUCCACUUCUGUCGCCGGUGCACUCGCAUAUAAACACCCUGAUUGGGCUUUUCAUCUUUAUGAUAUUCACGACCAUCGGCAUCACUUACUCCAAAGCACUAUAUUCAGAGUACCUCCCCAUCAACACCUCGCAGACCUACGACAACACUCAGGGCUACUAUCAGCCCGCCAAGAUCCUCGGGCCGGGCUUUACCUUUGACCUUGAGAAGUACAAGAACUACUCGCCGCUCUUCCUCGCGCCGACACUGGCCCUCAACUACGGCCUCUCUUUCGCCGCGCUGACCGCCGCGCUCGUGCACAUCGGCCUCUACCACGGCAAGGAGGUCUGGUACCGCUUCCGCACCGCCCGCGACCAGGAGCCCGACGUGCACAUGCGCCUCGUCAAGAAGUACCAGGAGGCGCCCGACUGGUGGUACGUCGUCCUGCUCGUCCUCUCGCUGGGGCUCGGCAUCGCCACGGCCGAGGGCUACGACUCGCAGCUGCCCUGGUGGGCCUUCUUCGUCGCCAACAUCAUCGCCCUGCUCUUCGUCAUCCCGACCUGCAUGAUCCUCGCCGUCUCCAACAUCCAGCUCUCGCUCAACGUGCUCUCGCCCUUCCUCGCCGGCUUCAUGAUCCCGGGCAGGCCCAUCGGCGUCAUGAUGUUCAAGGUCUACAGCGUCAUCACGCUGGGCCAGGCGCAGGUCUACAGCGGCGACCUCAAGAUGGCGCACUACAUGAAGGUCCCGCCGCGCAUCACCUUCUGGUGCCAGGUCGUCGCCACCUGCUGGGCCGCCGUCGUCCAGGUCGCCACCAUGAACUGGACGCUGGGCAACAUCGAGAACGUCUGCGACAACAAGCAGGCCGCGCACUUCACCUGCCCCAACGGCCGCGCCUUCUUCUCCGCCUCCAUCGUCUGGGGGGUCAUCGGCCCGCAGCGCAUGUUCGGCCCGGGCAGCCUCUACGUCCACUUCCAGUACUUCUGGCUCGUGGGCGCCGCCCUGCCCGUCAUCUUCUACGCGCUGGUCAAGUGGGCCAGGUUCAAGCCGGCGCGCCACCUCAGCGCGCCCAUCAUGCUCGGCGCCAUGGGCUGGCUGCCGCCCGCCACGCCGCUCUCCUUCUCGAGCUGGGCCAUCGUCGGGCUCGUCUUCAACCACGGAAUUCGCCGGCGCUGGGGCGGCUGGUGGCACACGUACAACUACAUCACGGCCGCGGCGCUGGAUGCCGGCCUCAUCAUCAGCACCAUCAUCAUCUUCUUUGCCAUCACGCUGCCCAACGUGACGAUCCCGCAGUGGUGGGGGAAUGUCAAGGUUAUGGAGACGCUGGACGCUACCUACGAUGCCAUCCUAAAGCAUGUUGCUAAGGGCGAGACGUUCGGCCCAGCGACAUGGUAG